AUGUCAUCAGUGGAAGUGGCAAAUUCAAACCAUGCUGUCGAGCAAAUUGUCACGAGUGUGGCCCAAAAGGUUUUCUCGGUCAGGUCCCUUGCGGAGCCUAAUGAGAAAAUCACCUCACUUUCGGCACAAAACGAUCCGGUGGGCGAGGUAGCGGCAUACCUCGAUGAGUUUCCUCUCGAGGACGGCGAAACUGCGGCUCUUCUCACUCCAGUUUCUGGACUGUUCAAUGGCCUCACCAGCUUUGGCGCUCUUUCCGCAAAGCCUGUAGUCUUCCACACAGUCGUUGGCACAGAUUACGGCUACAUUUCUGCUUUGCGCCACUCUGGAUUUGUCUUUUUGCAAAGUUUCGGUCCUGAAGAUGCUCAGGAUACUGCCUUGGCCGCCCAUUUGGUCGCUCGGCUCUUGGGCAAGCCAGUGGUCCAUUUUUACGAAAAUGUAGAGCGUGCAGUACCAAUCCGCUGGUCUCCUGAAGCCAUAGGUGCCUCUCUUGCCGCAAUUGCUACAUCUGAUGUCGACCCUGAAACCAGCGAGGACCCAAAGGAGCCGGUACUGGAGACACCCUCCACCGCCAUCGGAAAGGCUCUCUCCGUUGCGGGGCUCGCGGCAUAUGAAUACCGCGGUGAUGCCAACGCAAAGAAUGCUCUGGUUGUUCUUGGAAGUACCCAGGCUUUAGCCGAAGCGGUUGCUAAUACCUCCCAGGUUGGUGCCCUUUAUAUCCGCGUUUAUCAGCCGUUCGACGCCGCACAGCUUCUUGCAGAAUUGCCCAAAUCAGUCUCUAGGUUGGCCCUUUGUGAGCAGAUUGCAAACCCCACUACUGCUUUUCUUCCAAUCGCACAGGAUAUCCUUACUGCACCCGCAACGUCGUUGGCUGCUUUCGACCAUAUCGCUACUUUCCGUCUUGGUGCGGUCCCUGCACUUUCUGAUAUCAUCGGCAACCUCGAGGCUGGUAAUUCUGAACAGGGCCUGUUGAUUGGCUCUCCUCUUGGCCAGACUACCGAAAGUGACAACUCCUCUUCCGUCGCUGCUGCUAUCGCCUCCGAGACUGCUUAUUUCAAAGUUUUGAAACAGCUCUUCCCCAACGUCGAUUUGCUUAAUAUGACAAAAGAAGCUACCACUGGCCUGGAUACCGUUCCAGAGUAUGGCUUUGGUGCUUUCCUCGCGUCGGAGAAAGAGCACGCCGAAGUCAAACAUAAGCUUCUAGCCGACGCCAAAGCUGGAAAGUUCAGCCAGGAAAUUGUAUCCUCUAUCUCUAAAUGGGCUUUGGGUGAUAACAGUGUUGCUGUGAUUGAACCUCUUCAAAACUCUGCUGAGCUGGCCGAGUACAAGAGCCAGAUUACUCCUGCCACCCCUUGGCUGGUGGGUAGCGAUACCUGGUCCUACGAUUUCGGUACUUCUGGUGUUCAUCAUGUUUUGGCAUCCAGAAAAAACAUCAACAUGCUUGUCAUCGAUUCAAAACCUCAGUCCGCAGUUAUUACGUCGCGUCAACGCAAGAAGGACAUCGGCCUUUAUGCUAUGAGCUUUGGCAACGUCUACGUCGCUUCUGUUGCUAUUUACGCAUCUUACACACAACUCCUCCAGGCUUUCUUGGAAGCAGCCUCUUUCAAUGGUCCAUCUAUUGUUGUUGCAUAUCUGCCUCAUGAGGGAAAGACGGAUCCUUUGGCAGUUCUUAAAGAGACUAAGCGUGCUGUCGAUACUGGAUACUGGCCAUUGUAUCGAUAUGAUCCUCGCAACGACACUGAUGCUUUUAAGCUUGACUCUUUCACAAUUCGCAAGAAUCUUGAGGACUUUUUGGCUCGUGAGAAUAAGCUUACCUUACUUGCCAACAAGACGCCCCAGAUUGCUCGUGAUUUGCAAGCCAGUUAUAGUGCCAAUGUCCGCCGUGAGCAACUGAAAAGCGCACGUGAGGCUUAUGAUAAGCUUCUUGCUGGUUUGAGUGGUCCACCCGUACUUGUUUUGUUCGCUUCGGACGGUGGUCAGGCUGAGAUGGUUGGUCGUCGUCUGGCUCGCCGUGCUAAGGGCCGUGGCCUCAAGGCUAGCGUCGCUGCUUUCGACGAUAUCGAGGCUGAUGAUCUUGCCAAGGAGACCAAUGUUGUUUUCAUCACUUCCACUGCUGGUCAGGGUGAGUUCCCUCAAAACGGUCGUGAACUUUGGGAGCAGCUCAAGGGCGGCAGUGAUUUGGACCUUUCAAACGUGAAGGUAGGCGUUUUUGGUAUGGGUGACAGUCAGUACUGGCCCCGCAAAGAAGACAAACUCUACUAUAACAAGCCCUCGCAUGAUCUUUGGAAUCGCUUAACCAAAAUGUUGGGUGCCCAAGAGCUGGUUGAGCUUGGUCAGGGUGAUGACCAGGAUGCCGAUGGAUGGGCAACUGGCUAUAAUGAUUGGGAGGCCAAGCUCUGGGAGGCUCUUGGUGUCGCUAAUGUGCAAGGUGAAGAUGAGCCUGCUCCGCGCACAAACGAGGAUAUUAAGCUUGGAUCCAAUUAUCUUCGCGGUACCAUCGCCGAGGGUCUUAAGGACAAGUCUACUGGAGCUAUCAGCGCUGAUGAUCAGCAAUUAACCAAAUUCCAUGGUAUCUACAUGCAGGAUGAUCGUGACGUUCGUGAUGAGCGCAAGGCCCGUGGCCUGGAGCCUGCAUACUCUUUCAUGGUUCGUGUACGUUUACCUGGCUGUGUCGCCACUCCUGAACAGUGGCUCAAGAUUGACGAGCUCUCUGAUUCUCGUGGCAAUGGUACUUUCAAGAUCACCACCCGUGGUACUUUCCAGCUUCAUGGCGUCAUUAAGGAGGAUCUCAAGCCAGCUAUUCGAGGCAUGAAUGCUGUUCUUAUGGAUACCGUCGCUGCUUGCGGUGAUGUAGACCGCAAUGUUGUUGCUGCUGCUACUCCUCAUAACGCUGCUGUCCAUCGCCAGGUCUAUGAAGUUUGUAAUGAGAUCUCCGAACAUUUAUUGCCUCGCACCACCGCUUACUACGAGAUUUGGCUCGAGGGUGAAGAUGCCUCUGAUGGACCAGGCUUUGCAGAGGCCUGGGAUAACCGCAAGGACGGCUGUACCAAGAAGCCCAAGAAGCAGUUGGUUAGCCAAAGUGCCAUAGAGGACGUUGAGCCUCUCUACGGCAAUGUUUAUCUCCCGCGGAAGUUCAAGAUCAAUGUUGCUGUUCCCCCAUACAACGAUGUCGAUGUUUACGGCCAUGAUAUCGGCCUCAUUGCCAUUGUUGAUAAUGAUGAUAAGACUGUCACCGGCUUCAACGUUCUGGUUGGUGGUGGCAUGGGUACUACUCACAACAACAAGAAAACUUACCCCCGUACUGGUUCGCUCAUUGGCUACGCUUCCCGCGAAAAGAUCACGGAAGUCUGUGAGAAGGUCAUGCUUGUUCAGCGUGAUAACGGUGACCGUACAAACCGAAAGCAUGCUCGCCUAAAGUACACUGUUGAUGAUAUGACACCUGAGGGUUUCAAAGCCGAGGUCGAGAAGUACUUGGGUUACCCUCUGGAGCCUGCUCGUCAACACCCUACUUUCAAGACCAAUGUAGAUACCUACGGUUGGGUUCGUGAUGAGGAGGGCUUCAAUCACUUUACUACCUUUGUUGAGAACGGGCGUGUUGAAGAUACUCCUGAACUGCAGUUCCGGGCUGGUUUCCGCGAGAUUGCCAAGGUUAUGCAGGGUUCCAAGGCUGAAUUCCGCCUCACUGCUAACCAGCACAUCCUUGUUGCCAACAUCUCUGAUGAGCAAAAACCCAUCAUUGAUAAACUGCUUGUGAAAUACAAGCUCGACAAUCUGGCAUUCAGUGGUCUCCGUCUUUCUUCUGCUGCUUGUGUUGCGUUCCCCACUUGUGGGUUGGCUAUGGCUGAAAGUGAGCGUUACCUUCCGGUUCUUGUUACCAAGCUUGAGUCCGCUCUGGAAGAGUAUGGUCUUCGUCAUGAUUCUGUCACAAUGCGCAUGACUGGUUGCCCUAAUGGUUGUGCUCGUCCUUGGUUGGCUGAGGUUGCUUUGGUCGGAAAGGCUUAUGGUGCCUACAACUUGUAUCUGGGAGGUGGCCACGUCGGUGAACGUUUGAACAAGCUCUACCGCUCGUCUUUGAAGGAGGAGGAAAUUCUUGAAACUCUUUUGCCUUUGUUCAAGUCUUGGUCGUUGGAGCGCAAAGAUAGCGAACCAUUCGGUGACUUUGUUAUUCGUAAGGGUGUCAUCUCUGCCACUCGCGAGGGCAAAGACUGGUGGGAGAAUGUUGAGCCUGGUUUGGAGUAA
Messenger RNA from Wickerhamiella sorbophila, 4236 nucleotides. RefSeq names its product Sulfite reductase [NADPH] subunit beta. Lineage: Eukaryota; Fungi; Ascomycota; Dipodascomycetes; Dipodascales; Trichomonascaceae. Gene Ontology annotation, cellular component: sulfite reductase complex (NADPH). The transcript has a single exon. Gene Ontology annotation, molecular function: iron-sulfur cluster binding; FMN binding; heme binding. The coding region runs from base 1 to 4236 and encodes 1411 amino acids. Gene Ontology annotation, biological process: sulfate assimilation. The record is from RefSeq and is a predicted model, not a curated record.